AUGGUAGAUGUUUGGCAACACCUUGUGAGCAGACUGAAGCUUGUUGUGUGCUUUCAGUUAGCUUUGGCUUGCACUGGGUUCACGAGUGAGGCCUCUAGCAGUCAGCCUUUCCCCUGGAAUCAACUGAGGCUCCCAAAUAAUGUUGUUCCAAAGCACUAUGACCUCAGCAUCCACCCCAACCUCAGGACCCUAAACUUCACUGGAACUGUGCGGAUCAGUGUUGAUGUCAAACAGGACACAAGCUACAUAGUCCUGCACAGCAAAGGGCUCGACAUCACCAAGGCGAAGAUUUUAGGGGAAGACGACGGGAAGCCAGUGGACAAGGAGCAAAAUCUCACCGUUCUCGAGCAUCUAGAGCAGGAGCAGAUAGCUUUGCUUCUGCCGUACCAGUUACAAGAAGGACGAAAGUAUCAGCUUCACAUUGAGUUCCAAGCAAGCCUGGCAGAUGACUUUGAUGGCUUCUACAAGAGCACCUAUAUGACUCGUGAUGGUGAAAAAAGAGUACUCGCAGCCACAGACUUUGAACCCACAGCAGCAAGAAUGGCUUUUCCCUGCUUCGAUGAGCCUUUGUUUAAAGCCACAUUUUCCAUUAAGAUACGCAGAGAAAGACGACAUAUCGCACUGUCCAAUAUGCCAAGGAUCCAGACUGUGGAGCACGAGGAUGGACUGGUGGAAGACAUCUUUGAUAAGAGUGUCAGGAUGAGUACCUACCUGGUGGCCUUUGUAGUGAGUGACUUCAGAUCCGUUAGUGCCACUACAUCUUCAGGCGUUAAGGUUUCAGUGUAUGCGAUCCCGGAGAAAUUGAAUCAAACCCAUUACGCACUUGAAGUAGCAGUUAAAUUGUUGGAGUUCUAUGAAGUUUAUUUCAACAUCAGCUUCCCCUUGCCGAAACAAGACCUGAUUGCUAUACCGGACUUCAUGUCAGGGGCGAUGGAGAACUGGGGCUUAAUAACCUACAGGGAGACUGCCCUCCUUUACGAUCCACACACAUCGUCUGCCACAGAUAAAUUCUGGGUCACCAGGGUCAUCAGCCAUGAACUGGCUCAUCAGUGGUUCGGAAAUCUGGUGACCAUGGAGUGGUGGAAUGACAUUUGGCUGAAUGAAGGAUUCGCCCGAUACAUGGAGAAGGUGUCGCUCAGUAGCACCUAUCCUGAAAUGAAGGCGGAUGAGAAUUUUUUAGGUGUGUGUUUUGGAGCCAUAUACAGCGAUUGUCUCAACUCCUCACGCCCAAUCUCUAACCCAGCUGAAACACCCGUUCAGAUCAUGGAAAUGUUUGACUCUGUCUCUUAUGAUAAGGGAGCCUGCAUUCUGAACAUGCUGAGGGAUUUCCUGAGUGAGGAGGUGUUUCAGAGAGGGAUCAUCCACUACCUACAGAAGUACAGCUACAGCAACGCCAAGAGUGCAGACCUGUGGAACACUGUGGCUAACGCCUCUAUUCAGAGCGACCUUUCCACCAGCAGUUUCUGCUAUGCCCCUUCACAUGCUGAAAAGAACGCUGUAAGUCACAAGCUUUGGUACACAUGUGAGAACCUGGAUGUGAGGGAGAUGAUGGACACAUGGACACAUCAGAUGGGUAUCCCUCUGAUUACGGUGGAAAGAACAGGAGCGAGCGUCCGGAUUCGCCAGGAAAGGUUUCUGAAAGGAAUCCUGGAUGAUGAUGCAGAGUAUCCCUCUCUACAAGCAGGGUACCUGUGGCAUAUUCCUAUAACGUAUUUCACCAACCAUUCCAAAACUCCCCACAGACAUUUGUUGAAAACAAAGACUGACACCAUUCAACUAGAGGGAGAGGUCGGCUGGAUAAAGGUCAACGUUGACAUGAGCGGAUAUUACAUGGUGCAUUAUGGGGAAGAAGGAUGGGAUGCCCUGAUUAGUCUGCUAGAUCAGAACCACACUGCAUUGAGCAGUAAAGACCGAACUAACCUCAUUCAAAAUGCCUUCCAGCUGGUCAGCACAGGCAAGAUGUCCUUGUACCAAGCUCUUAAUCUGACGCGGUAUCUGAACCGAGAAACCGAAAACCUACCCCUAAUACAGGGGAUAUCUUACAUCAGUCUUCUGUACCUCAAGAUGGAACUACAGAACGUCUCAAGCACCGCAGAAAGUCUAAAGACUUAUGUCCUGCGGUAUUUCAGGGAUGUGAUUGACAAGCAGACAUGGAACGACGAGGGCUCCAUGUCGGAGCGGAAGCUCCGAGCAGCAAUCCUGAAAUUGUCCUGUGUCCUGGGAUACCCACCCUGUGUCCAGAAGGCUUCCCAGCUCUUUGGGGAAUGGCUCGCUUCAAACGGCACCAAGAGGGUGCCAGCAGAUGUUCUGACACCAGUUUUUCUAGUUGGAGCCCAGGAUGCAACAAACUGGAACCUUCUUCUCAAUAUCUACAAGAGCUCGUUGUCCUCAAGUUAUAAGAAAAAGAUCCUGUCUGCUCUGACCAGCAGUAAAGAUCCUGACAAACUUGUCAGGCUGAUCAAUCUGGCAAUGGAGGGAGAGGUGAUCAGGACACAGGAUCUGGGCUCUGUCAUCGUUGCCAUCUCCCUGAAUCCCGCAGGACAAACCCUGGCCUGGAACUUUCUCCAGAAAAACUGGAAACAGCUGCUGGAGAAGUUCCAUGUGGGAUCAUCAUCAUUCAGAAAAAUCUUGACGGGAACCACUGGACAUGUCUCCUCUAAGAAGGAGCUGGAGGAGGUAAAGGCAUUCUUUGAUUUGUUAAAAGCACAUGGACAUAAAUUAAAAGUGACAGAAGUCGUGAUAGAAGGGAUCCAGAAGAAUAUCCGUUGGUUGGAGAGAAAUCUUCACAUGCUGAAUAAAUGGUUGUCAGAGAAUACUCCUUCAGAACCAAUAUAACAGUGUUUUUAUAACUGAAACUGUAAAAAAGAUGUACAGUGCAGUUGCUAAUUGCUGUGUAUAUGAUUAUAUAGUCCUCUCCAAAUGUACUGGAACAGGAAGGCCAAUUUCUUUGUUUUUCCGAUACGAUUAAUACAUUUGGGGUUGAAAUUAAAAAGAUGAUCACGAGACAACAGUUCAGAAUUUCAGCUUUUAUUUCCUGGUCACCUAGAUGUGUUAAACUACUUAGACCAUAGGACCUCUGGCAUCAGACCACCCAAUUUUUAGGUGAGAAAAAGUAUUAGAACAGAGAGUAUUUAAGUAAAUGAAAGUAAAUAACACUUCAUAUUUGGUAACAUAUCCCUGUUUGUUUUGGCGGGUUUUUCCCUUUAAUCUCUUCUUCAGGAGGUGAAAUGCAUGAUCAAUUGGGUUAAGGUCUGGUGAUUGACUUGGCCAGUCUAAAACCUUCCACUUUUUCUCCCCAAUGAAGUCCCUAAUUGGGUCAUUGUCUUGCUCCAUAAUGAAGUUCCUCCCAAUUAGUUUGGACGCAUUUCUCCAUAAAUUGGCAGACAGAAUGUUUUUGUAGAUUUCUGAAUUCAUCCUGCUGCUACAAUCAUCAUCAUCAUUACAUCAUCAGUAAAGAUUAGUGAGCCUGCUCUAGAAGCAGCCAUGCAAGCCAAAGCCAUGACACUUCCUCCGCCGUGCUUCACAGAUGAGCUUGUAUGUUUUAGAUCAUGAGCAGAUCCAUUUUCUCUCUACACUUUGGCCUUUCCAUCACUUUAGUAGAGGUUAAUCUUGGUCUCACCAGUCCAUAAAACUUUGUUCCAGAACUUUUGUUGCUCAUAUCUGUACUUCUUUGCAAAUUGUAAUCUCGCCUUCCGAUUCUUACUACCAAUAAGUGAUUUGCAUCUUGUAGUAUAGCCUCUAUGUUGCUUCAAUAUAUAGCAAAAACAAAGGAAUUGACCUUACUGUUCCAAUACUCUUGGAGGGGACUGUAUGUAUAUUGAUUGCUUUCAUCAGCCUGUUUUGUUUACAUCAGGAUAUGGAUGGCACAGAACAAACUGUUGCCAUCUGGAAUUACAAAUAAAGCACUGAUUACUCCUCUAAAAA
This is a messenger RNA of Conger conger (European conger), 3924 nucleotides long. RefSeq names its product endoplasmic reticulum aminopeptidase 2-like. Gene Ontology annotation, biological process: peptide catabolic process; proteolysis. The coding region runs from base 1 to 2835 and encodes 944 amino acids. The record is from RefSeq and is a predicted model, not a curated record. Gene Ontology annotation, cellular component: cytoplasm. The transcript is spliced from 18 exons. Gene Ontology annotation, molecular function: metalloaminopeptidase activity; peptide binding; zinc ion binding. NCBI's taxonomy places the organism in Eukaryota, Metazoa, Chordata, Actinopteri, Anguilliformes, Congridae.